Messenger RNA from Menidia menidia (Atlantic silverside), 1508 nucleotides. The record is from the annotation of a GenBank genome assembly. NCBI's taxonomy places the organism in Eukaryota, Metazoa, Chordata, Actinopteri, Atheriniformes, Atherinopsidae.
CGUGAUCAUCUCUUGUUCCGCCCCGCCCAAUAAGACUGUCAAACUCUGAGCCGUUGUUUCUCAUGGAUAGAUCAUUAUGAAUAUGUAUGUGGAUUUUUAUAUCUUGCAGGCUUUUUGUGCAACAACCUUAUUUCCUACAUCAGAGAUACAUCACAGACGAAAUAUCAUGUUUCUGGGAGCUCUUGUCGCCCCUGUUUGUUACUGACUUUGUGCCCACUUUCUCUCUUGUGCCUAAGUGGAGGGACCCACUCCAAAGCAGUGCUUUUGUUAAGAGAUGGGACUGUGCUGGCAGAGACAUUGGGGCCAUGCACCAACCACUGGCUGAUCGGAGCUGACAAAUGUAUUGAAACCAUCAACGACAUGAUCCAGAGGGCCAAGAGUCAGGCAGGACUUGACCAAAACAUUCCACUACGUUGUCUGGGUAUGUCUCUGAGUGGAGGUGAUCAGAAGGAGGCCAACGUUAAACUGACUGACCUUAUGAGAGAACUUUUCCCCAGUCUUAGUGAACACUACUUCAUCACUACAGAUGCCGUUGGCGCCAUGGCAACAGCCAGUAAUCAAGGAGGUGUGGUCCUGAUAUCAGGAACUGGCUCAAACUGCAAGUUAGUCCAUCCUGACGGCUCUCAGAUUGGCUGUGGAGGCUGGGGUCACAUGAUGGGUGAUGAAGGGGGAGCAUUCUGGACUGCUCAAUUGGCGGUGAAGACAAUAUUUGACGCCAGAGACAACCUAGUUUCGCCUCCUCACAACAUCACACAUGUUCGAAAAGCCAUGGAGGAGUACUUCCAGGUGACAGAUCUCGUGGGCAUGCUGCCACACCUCUACACAAAAUUCCAGAAGUCUCACUUUGCGGGUUUCUGCAAAAAACUGUCUGAGGGUGCAGAAGCCGGGGAUGCCCUCUGUCAGUAUGUGUUCAUCCAGGCUGGCAGAGCCCUGGCGAAACACGUCAAAGCCGUAUUACCUGCAGCACAGGAGUCUUUAUUUAGUGGGGACCUUGGGCUGCCCAUCCUUUGUGUGGGCUCUGUGUGGAAGAGCUGGUCUCUCUUGAAGCCGGGGUUCACUGAGGUCCUCCAAGAAGCCUCAUCUUCGGGCAAGUUUAGUGACCGUUGCCGUGGAUACAGUCUCCUCAUGUUGAAGCAGUCCUCAGCCUUCGGAGGUGCCAGCCUUGGGGCCCAAAGUAUAGGUGACGCCAUAGUUAUGGAUUACGGAGCCAACGCUCAAGUCUUCUAUCAACACACCUUCAGCAGUAGCCAAUAAAACAAUCAAUUCCCAACUAUAAUACUGUAAUUAUGACUACAAUAAUGACUGUGGAACAGUUUUGAUGAACGUGAUUUGAUCUGACUCCAUGUAUCAGGACAGGGGGUAAAUAAUUCAGCUUUCCUCUUAUUUAAAUACUGCUUUGCAUCUUUUGUGACAAAAGAAUUGCUUAAAAAUUGAAUUAACUUCCAGAACAUUUUUGUACUUCUGAACGGUAAUCAUUAAUGGAAAAAUAAAAAUGAUGAUUUUGCAGA